Messenger RNA from Lampris incognitus (smalleye Pacific opah), 3477 nucleotides. RefSeq names its product von Willebrand factor A domain containing 11 (gene vwa11). Lineage: Eukaryota; Metazoa; Chordata; Actinopteri; Lampriformes; Lampridae. The record is from RefSeq and is a predicted model, not a curated record. The transcript has 19 exons. Bases 262 to 3036 code for a protein of 924 amino acids.
UCAAGCAGUUUGCUUAGGUUUGUCAGAAAACGACGUGUCGAGGAGCAGGAGGAAGAUAACUCAACUCAAGUUCAGCCGUCAUUCUCAACCAAGACGCCGACUCUUCCGCUAGUUCCUCCUCCACAAGUGCCAAGUAGUAACAACGCGUACAUCAUUUCAGUGUUCAACACCAAGCCCCGUCGUCUCCCGUUACCGUCAAAAUUUACUUCACCUGUGGGACCGAGCAGCAACGGUGCAGAGCAUUCCAUAAAACUAGUGACAAUGUUACCACUGACGGCUAUCCCCUUGCUGGCUCUGAUGCUGUCGGACAAUGUUGUGGCCUUUGUUUCCAUCGGUGGAGGGGCAUCAAGUCAUGUCAGCAUUACGGGAACAGCUCUAUUGCAAAAAGUAAAAGAGACAUGUCGGGCUGUGGCAGAGGGUUCUGGUCAUGAGUUCAAUCCAACGGGUAACUCUCCAGAGGAGCUGGUCCAGGCCUGCCUCGGUCCAACAGCAGCUGGAGAAGUGUCGGCUGCAAAGUUCCGCUCAGCACUCCAAACGAUUUAUAUGCAGAAUGGAAAUGUAGACUGUCAACAUGCAGACAGCGCUCCACACCACUUCAACUCAGAGGCCUUCCUGGAAGGGCGGGGCCUUAUAACAGGUGGUGUGGCUGUCAUCAAGGUUAACCUCCGCAAUGAGAACUUCCAAGCUGCUAGAGAAACACUGGGCAAAGUUCUCCAUACCCUACAGGACUUCUACAGCCACAGUAACUGGGUGGAGUUGGGAUACACUGAGCCAUACGUUAAUCUCAUCCGCCCAGACCUCCCUCUGGAAAACCUGGCAGAUCGUGACACUGCCACCUGCAGUGACUGUGCCAGCGGGACAUGCCCCAACCAAAUCCUUCCCAACAUACUUCAAGAAAAGAAACUUACCUCAGGCUAUAUGGGAAACUCAUCUCCUACCAAACCAAAAGGUAAAUGCAGCCAUGGUGGUGCAGCUGACCAGACAAGCACGGUGGUUCCUCGUGGUGGUAUUAGCAAGGAUGAAAGGCGCUCCGACAACGCCGCCCUUCACACAGCUGCUGUCAGUGCAGCCACCGCUGCUAGCCUUCAGCUGUUGGAGGACAUACGGGGAGCUGCUGGAGACAAUGAUUUCUUGAGGAUGAUGGGGAUUGCUCGUUCGUCUGUUUUGUGUUUCGUCAUUGACACCACAGGCAGCAUGAGCGAUGACAUUGAUGAGGCCAAGGCGGUGGCUAAUGAUAUCAUUAACAGCAAAAGAGGAACACAGGAUGAGCCUUCUGAGUACAUCCUUGUCCCCUUCAAUGAUCCAAAGGUUGGACCCCUGAUAAGGACAAAUGAUGCUGAUGUGAUGAAAAAAAAGAUCGCAGAGCUCAAAGCAAACGGGGGUGGGGAUGAACCUGAGAUGUGCCUAUCAGGGCUCCGGUUGGCUCUAACUAGUGCACCUGCCUCCUCCUACAUCUAUGUAUUCACUGAUGCCACAGCGAAAGACAUUUAUCUGAGGGAUGCCAUCCUUGCCCUCAUCAGGAGCACCAAAACAACAGUGUCAUUCUUUCUGACAAACGUUAUUGGGAGGCGUCGUCGUUCUCUGACAGUUUCCUCCUUCGAUGGCUAUAGGGCCAUUACUCUAGCCUCUGGGGGCCAAGUGAUUCAGGUGUCCAAGACGAACCUGCCUGAAGCUACUGAUAUCAUUCUUGACACCUCCACCUCAGCCCUGGUGACUGUUCUCCAACGAUCCAGGAACCCUGGGAAACAGGAGAUGUUCCCUUUCACUUUGGAUGCAUCUCUGAAAAACAUCACUCUUUAUAUCACAGGAAACAAAAUUAGCUUUACAUUGACCAGCCCUGCAGGUGAGACCCAGAGCAACGAUGAGACCAGUGGUAAGCUGGGGAUCAUUCAGACCGUGGGUAACCUGAGGAGAAUUCGUUUGUAUGAAGACAAGGAGGCAGGCACCUGGCGCAUCAACAUAAACUCCAACGAGCCCUACACUCUCAAAGUCACAGGCCAGAGUAUCAUCACCUUUAUCUAUGACUUUGUGGAAGCAUUCCAGGGACCUCACCCAGGCUAUGCAGCUAUAACUGGACUUCCACAAGCAGGCCAGCCUGUCACCCUGUUGCUAUCUGUGAUGGGUAGGAAGGGUCCAUCUUCAGUUACUAUAAAUACAAUUGGCUUGGUAACCACAUCUGUUCCUGAGAAUGUCAGCAGUGGCACGCCAAUUGACAUGGGCAAUGGAGAUAUUGUGGUAACAAUUUCCAGUGUCCCUAAAGGGGAGUUUGUGGUCAUGCUUAACGGAACAGACACAGUUUCCAACACUCAAAUCCAGAGGCAAUCCACCACCCAGAUGUCCACCUCUAAAGUGGCCAUCAAGGCGGUAGUGGACAGCAGCAUGGAGCCUGGGAAAGUUGUCUCAAUCCCCUUCAGUGUGCUCACCCAGGGGCCCGGAGGCAAUUUCGCCAUCACUGCAAGAAAUGGCGAAGAAUUCCCAAUGUCCUAUCCAAAAACUCUCACCUUGACAACUGGUCAACAAAGUAAGGCAACCCUGACAAUCACACCGCCUGCCACCACACCAUCAGGCACUGAUGUCACCCUGAUCAUCGAAGCCAAGUCGCCCAGUGGAGCCGAUUCCAAUUAUGCUGUGCUAAGAUUCUCAGUUGCUAAUAAGAUUACAGAUUUUAUUCAGCCAUCAUGUGAAGUUGUUGAGGUACAAGCAGAUGGCUGCCCUGAGGAUGUGACUCACUGUGACGGUUACUGGUGGGAGCUUUCAGCCAACCUCACUGAUGGCAAUGGCACUGGCAUAGAGAGGAUUACCUUGCGCCAAGGUGGUGGCGAUUUCUCAUACACCUCCCUGAAUGCACCCCUCAUUCAUGCAACUUAUAAUGCCUCCUGCUGUUCACAGAUAGUCGAGUUUAUCGCCGUUGAUAAAGUUGGCAAUGUGGGCAAAUGCUACCAUUCUAUAGUCCGUUCCGGUGGAUCUCCUGCUUUGUCCCCUUCCCUUCUGCUAUGGUUGAGUCUGCUGGUGCCUGCCAUCAUUUCAUGGCCAUAAUGCCAUACACUUGAAAUGUUUUAUUUUUUGUUUGUUUGUGGUGCACAGGAAACCUAUCCUGGGAGAGGAUUUCAACUCAAUGUCUGAUGUAAUGUUAGAUGGGUUCCUCCCUCCUACUAAACCUACCAUCACAAAUCCAGAGUUCAGUAACAUACGUAUAUUCUGGUCUUGGUGUUACAGAUAUAUGGAGAUCUACACACCCAAACAAUAAGGAAUGCACCUGGUGUAAUAAGGAUAAAUCCAAGAAAUCAAAGAUUGAUUUAUGGUUGAUUUCAGACAUUUUUUUUUUUAAAUUUUCAGCUGUACCUAUAUGGUUUACAGAUCAUUUAACAAAAGGGAAUUAAAAAAAACAAACAAACAAAAAACCCUUUACUUCAGCUUGACGUGUUAGUUGUAAUGGCGGUAUAAAUUAAAGACAUGAAUAAUUAAAAAAAAGGAAAG